This is a messenger RNA of Dendronephthya gigantea, 507 nucleotides long. Its product is annotated as ATP-dependent RNA helicase glh-1-like. The transcript has 10 exons. Gene Ontology annotation, molecular function: nucleic acid binding; zinc ion binding. The record is from RefSeq and is a predicted model, not a curated record. NCBI's taxonomy places the organism in Eukaryota, Metazoa, Cnidaria, Anthozoa, Malacalcyonacea, Nephtheidae. The coding region runs from base 1 to 507 and encodes 168 amino acids.
AUGUCGUUGAUCAUUUCCAAUGUUCAAAAAUCUAAUUUAACAAUUAUUUUUUGGAUUUUAGACAUUGAUAUUGAUAAUGAUGAUGAAAUACUUGAGGCAGUCCCUGACCUGGCCCAGGGGCCAGAUGAGCAACCCAUGAAUCCUCCACCUCAAGAAAGGCCUGCCUUGCAAGUUAAUGCAAAUUUUGAUGAUAAUGACCCACGCCCUGGGCGGUUUCAGGGGGCAGGCAGAGUGUUACAUGGACAAGUUAGAGAUAAUGACCCACGCCCUGGGCGGUUCGGGGGAAGAGGCAGAGUGUUGCAUGGACAAAUGAGAGGGCGGUGUUACAAAUGUGGCCUUCGUGGCCACCGAGCGGCGACAUGCGACGCACGGGCUGUUUGUUGGUUAUGUGGCCGAAGAGGCCACACGAAAGUCGUUUGUCCGCAGCGACAGGGGGCACAAAAAACUGGGGCAAUAAAACCCACCAUGCAGUUUACAAACUGCACGUUUGAGAAGUUCAAUGCUUGA